Molecule: messenger RNA, 1646 nt
Organism: Eucalyptus grandis
Lineage: Eukaryota; Viridiplantae; Streptophyta; Magnoliopsida; Myrtales; Myrtaceae
Product: probable serine/threonine-protein kinase PBL6
Exons: 1
Coding region: 129-1139 (336 amino acids)
Biological process (GO): protein phosphorylation
Cellular component (GO): plasma membrane
Molecular function (GO): protein kinase activity; ATP binding
Source: RefSeq, a predicted model, not a curated record
GGCUCCAAAUAGACAGUCUUUGAUCUAUUCCAAUGUACCUCACAUCUGCCCAUCUGCUCUUGUUCUUCGGAAUUCACUUAUAAGUCCUCCCCCUUAGAAAUCGAAAUCUUGAGAUAAUCACCGAGACGAUGGAGAGCGACGCGAAGGAGAUCGGUUAUGAUCUGGUGAUGGCUCUAUUGUCUUCUUCCGUGAUCAUUCUCGGGAUCCUCCUGGCAAUAUCGUGCAAGAAGAAGCCGGUCGAGUCUGAAGAUGCAGUUCCGGUCAAGGUUUGUGCACGGGCAUACCCUUUAACCGAUAUCGAUUCUGCUACGGACGGUUUCAACCCCACGAGAAUCAUCGGCCAGGGACGGGUCGGGACGGUUUAUGCUGCCGCGCUAGCCGGAGGCGAACUCGUUGCCGUGAAGAGGAUCCAUCCGGGCCUUGUCUUGAGCCAAGCAGGCUUUGGGUUCUCGUCAGUGAUCAAGACAAUCUCUCUGGCUCUGCACCCGAACAUAGUCCCGAUCAUCGGGCUUUCACAAGGGCCGGCAGAGAGAAUCGUGGUAACCGAGUUCGUUAGCUUGGGAAGCUUGGAAUUCUAUCUACAUCAGAACCCGGACGGGGCGUCUCUUCUGGAUUGGAACCGACGGGUGCGGAUUGCGGCCGGGGCGGCUCGGGGACUCGAGUACCUGCACGAGGGCAUGGUGCCUGCUGUAGUCCACGGGUGCGUCAAGGCCUCCAACAUCCUGAUUGACGCCAAUUUCUGCGCUAGGGUCUCCGACUACGGCUUGGCAUUCUUGGCGCCACGGGAGAGGAAGGGCCUUGUCGGGUAUGUGGAUGAAGAGUACUGGAGCGGGAGAGGAGGGUCCUUCUUGGCCUGCAAAGAGACUGAUGUCUAUGGAUUUGGGGUGGUUUUGCUGGAGCUUUUGAGCGGAAGGAGGUGCGAGGAAGGCUUCCUUGUCAAGUGGGCAUUGCCUUUGAUCAAGGACAUGAGGUUUGGCGAGCUCUUGGAUCCUAGGCUCGUCAUUCCCAGCGACUUGAAGCCUCUCGUGAGGAUGGCAAGAGUUGCAUUGGCUUGUGUAGGCAAUUCAAGAAAGAGCAGGCCUUCCAUCGCGCAGGUCGUGGUGAUUUUGAACAAUUUGGAGAUGGAGAUUUGCUCCUGAUCGUCUCUCCGCAAGAGAGAGAUUUCGUACCACGGGAAAAUCUUCACACGAGUCUCGAAUCGUGAAUCGCUCCCGAAUGAUGGAAGGCAGUUUUACUUCGAGCAUGAACAAAGAGAAGCCGCCGACGCAGGAGGCGCCACCUGAUCUAGGCAGUAGAAGGGUUCCGAUAGGGUUUCGAUCCGGCACGUAUGUUUGAUUCUCGUGAUAAUGAUCAGUAGUUUCCAUCGAACCUUCUCCGGUCAGGGCAAUUGCUUCUUCCGGUGGACAACGAGAACUUACCGCCUCCCAAGCAGGACAGGCCUGCAAGAAACUGGUAAACUUUGAUGGCUUCACAUCUUUGUCACGGAGUCUCGUUUGACUCUCGAGCAAAAUCCAUCCAUCUAUUAAACGCGUUUGGAUGUACGAGAUUAUGUAAGCUUACGACAUCUUAUUGAUUUCAAAUGAGAUCGCUGACUUGAUCUGGCGAUCGAAACGCAUUGGAUAAACAUGAAUUGAGCUCAUUCAAAA